Molecule: messenger RNA, 6424 nt
Organism: Betta splendens (Siamese fighting fish)
Lineage: Eukaryota; Metazoa; Chordata; Actinopteri; Anabantiformes; Osphronemidae
Product: neuronal tyrosine-phosphorylated phosphoinositide-3-kinase adapter 1
Exons: 7
Coding region: 1084-4209 (1041 amino acids)
Biological process (GO): neuron projection morphogenesis; phosphatidylinositol 3-kinase/protein kinase B signal transduction
Source: RefSeq, a predicted model, not a curated record
UACGGCUCCGUUGCACUGACUGUAGUGCGACCGUGUGGCUGUGCGGUUAAGCUACGAUGCUGCACAGAAACAGCUGUGGUUUUUGAUGGGAAACUGAAUAAAUAUGAGCAUGAGGACUGUUGCUGAAAAUGUACAAACUACACCACUGACUGACACAAAGUGCAAAGCUUUUUUCUGCUUUACGGCAAUCUGAUAAAUUAGCGUUUUGAAUAAACAAUAUGACGAAUUCUCAAGCCAGGGCUGUGUCCUCCACUCUUCAGCUCCACUGUCCCAGUCACAGUGAGAUGCAACACCACAGGACCACCUGCUGAGGUGGAAGCAAGAGGGCAGAGGGCUGCAGCAAAGAGUGAUCCAGAAGUGUUAGUGAUUCAGAGGCAGAGAGAACGGAUGGUGAUAAGGAAACAAACUGCAUCUGCUCACUAACUCACACAUAUACAUGAGCAAUAGCUCUACUGCUUCACACUCUGCACAUGCUUGUGUAUAGCAUGCAUGGCGGAUCUCAUUAUGUGCGUGAUGGGGUUUGCUCACCGAAGGGUCGCGUGCAGCGCUGCAUGCACAUUAAUUUCUAGGAGUUGCUCCAUCUGCCUCCCGAUUCGAGUCAAGCGACCCCCCUUGACCCCACAGAUCCUCCUGCACAACUCGCUAAACAACGAGCGGGCGAUGAGUAAAACGUACGCCUGUAGCGCCUGUUUGACUAGACAAGCCUGCAUGUACACCAGAGGCUCUCCCAGCCCGGCUAAUUGCACACCAACCCACAGCAUGUAAUGCGGCAAUUGCAGGGCUGCCUGCUCAUCUGCCAGAUCCUCGAAACCCAAAUCAAAGCCUCCUGUUAACAAAAGCCCGACGUACAGUCGCGGCUCCCUAACCUAAUUAAUAUUGAGUCAGCAAGCGGCGGCCGAGAUUGUGGUCAGGGCUGUGGGAUACAAGAAUAGCAGGAGCCACGCUGACACGCUGGAUGACACGCUGAGCCAUGACAAGAGAAUCACACACGGACACACACCUCAACAUGCGGCCCGGUCCAGGUGAGUUAGAAGACGCUGCCUGUGACACACGUCCCCCUUCUUCCCGGGCCACUUCCAUACCAUGAGCUCUGGCUCGGCCCAGGAUGUGGCAGUCGAGCAUUUCCUGCGUGACAUAGAGAGGCAAAGCAAGCGGCUGCACUGCGCUGUGAUAGGCUGCGAGGAGGAGCGACCCCGCAGCGACAUGAACCUGCUGUAUCGCAAGAGCCGCCUGGAUUGGAGGCAGAGGGACCAGGAGGGAAGUAAAAAGAGCUCCACCCAGAACGACCCCUCGGCCACUGUUGGCAAAGUCCGAGACUUGGCUUCUUUCCGCCGGCACUUCCGCAUGGGUUUUAUGACCAUGCCGGCCUCCCAGGACCUGUCCCCUCACUCCUGUGCCUCUGCCAUGGCGCCACGCUCGCAGUCCUGCCAUGCCGUUGGUGCCGGCGACACAAGUCUGGAGAACGGGGAUUAUUCUGACACCCAGUCCCAACACGGUGGCCGGUGCCCCCCGGCCAAACCUAAGCGCCACCCCAGCACCCGCCUCAGCUCGUCAUCCGCUGACAGCAGAGGGCCCCCGGAGACGCCGCCACCUCCUCCACCCUCUCUCUGCCAGGCCAAACACUCAGACAAGAAAAAUGCCAUGAAGAAGUCUGACUCUGGAGAGAUUGGAGGGAAGAAGGUUCCUCCAUUAAAACCCAAGAGGAGCCCCAGCACCCAGCUUUCCUUUGACCCUUUUCCUCCACGCGUGCCUACUUCAGCCACAUCCCUGCCUUUCCAGGCAGCAGACUCUCAGAUUCAGACAGUGGAUGGGGACGACGAGCCCGUCUAUAUAGAGAUGGUGGGCCAGGUGUUCACCAGAGACAGCCAGACAGCCACGCCUCACCCUGUCACGCCUGUGGCUACAACGCCUGACUCGGACUCGGACCAGAGCGAGGCCAUCUAUGAGGAAAUGAAAUAUCCACUGCAGGAGGACAGACAGUCGCACAGACACCUGCCCCCCAAGCACGAGAAACCGAAAUCCUCCAAGCACUAUCAUGUCACCCCUUCAUCCUCCAGCAGCGCCUCCUCUUUGCCUCGCCCCUCGUCGUCUUCGCCUUCCUAUUCCAAGCCUAAAGCCACAGUGUCCAUCUCUCAUUCGUCUCCCCUGCCUUCCUCCGCCUCCUCCACGCCCGUCCCCCAGGUGCUGUCCACCAGUCCGCACACCCCACGUGCUCCCACUCCCUACUUGCUGCAGGGGAGUAAAUCUGAGCCCGAGACCAAUACAAAGAUUCCUGCCCCCUUCCCUAAUCUUUUACAACACCGUCCCCCACUACUUGCCUUUCCUCAGCCUGCGGCGGCCUCCAGCGGAGUCGGCGUGCAAAACAAGACGUCUGCUUCUGCAAAGAUGGGAACUCAAAACUCCAGCGGGACGACCCAAGCCAGCAACCCCUCCUCGACGUCUAACGUCCCCGCAUCCCUCUCGGCGUCCAAGGAGUCAUCGGGAGGAAGUGCAGGCCAGCAGGACAAGCACAGAGACUCCCAGUUAGGCCCUGCUCCUGGACUGAGAGCGAGGAGUCACUCCACACCCUUACCCCCCUCCUCCAAAUCCACCUCCCCCUUCUCCCAUCACCACCACCACCCACACCAUCGUCCCUCCCACUACCAUCACUAUCGCAAGCCCGAGAGAGGGGACUCCCCCGCUCCGAUCAAGAGCAACUCGCAGACAUCGAACCAAGCCACGGCUCAGACUCAGACGACGAGUGCAGGCAAGGAAGGCAAGUCUGUUAGCUUUCUCUUGAAGUCAGAUAAAGGGGAGAGAGAGAAGGACAGGGACAGGGACAAGGAUAGGGACCGUGAAAGAGAGAGGGAUAGGGGCAGAGAUAGAGACAAGGAGAAAGACAAGGACAGAGAGAGGGACAGGGACAAGGAUAGAGACAGGGAUAGGGAUAAGGACAGGGACCGAGAGAGGGGCAGGGACAGAGAGAAGGACUGGGACAGCGGGCCGCACUCUCUCCAGCUGGACAGCACCGUGGCCACCAGCAGCCAAACAUCUCAGAGCAGCACCAGCUCCACCCCCACGCCGUUAUCCUCGUCCCAGCGCCCCCAUUCACGGCCGCACCUCCGCUCUCACACUCCCCAUGGGCUGCCCGCCUACAAGCCGCCCUCCUCAGACAGCCCCUUGCUGUGGACCUACCCCUCCGGCGGCUUCCGGAGGCCGCCGGCUUACGAGAGUUUGCGAGGGAGCUGCCAGACGCCUUCCCUGCAACAGCCUUUGAGUCUCACAGGUGUUGGUGAGGGGGCCUCCAAGAACAAUGGAGGGUCCGGAUCCCACCAGUCCAAGGCUGGCUUCAUGCCGUGGGACAGCAGCGCCAGCCUGACUGCGGACGAGGGGUCUUACUGGCCCAUGCAGAGGAAACUGUCCUUCAGCCACGGGAGCAGAGAGACGGAGAGGGAUGAAGGGCGCGCGUGGAACGGUAGUGCCGAUGCUCUGUUAAGGAUGGAUAAAGAGGAGCUUGGGAUGGGGUCGCGGGGAGGCCACUCAGGCAUCCCGGUUCACUUCAGCGGUGCCAGCAGAGCCGUCUGUCACAGCGAGUCCUUGGCUGGUGUGGACAGCAGUCCAGGAUUCAGAGCCCUACCCAGAGUAGGGUUGCCUCUUCCCUGCCAGACGUUUCCUGCCUGUCGCAACGGAGAAGUGGGGCGGCUGGGCCGCUCCUCCUCUGCUGCCGGAGUGAGACAGGUGGGUGGAGGAGACGUCCAGAGACAGAGCAGUCUACCAGCACGAGAAGCCCUGAAUCAGCUGCACGGUCCCACCCAGCCUCAAGUGCCCUGCAGUCCCAGCAGUCCCAGCGUGUCCCGGCAGCAGCAGCAGCUCCAGCUCCACCAGCAACAGCUCCAGCUCAAGCAGCAGCUGCAGCAGCUCCAGCAACAGCACCACCUUCAGCUGCAGUUUCAGCAGCUCGCCCAGCUGGCGCAGGGACAGCCUCCCGUCAGCGGAGGCACCACCCCGUCCGCAGCGCAGAGCCAGAGAGACGGCAAGCUGCUGGAAGUCAUCGAGCGUAAACGCUGCCUGUGCAAAGAGAUCAAGGCCCACAGGCGACCUGACAAAAGCCUGUGCAAGCAGGACAGCAUGCCCAUCCUCCCUAGCUGGAGACGGACACCUGAGCCUCGGAAGACUGGCACGCCACCUUGCCAGAGGCCACAGGCUGUCGUGUGGGACACAGCGAUCUGAGUUGGAGAAGCGCAGCUCUGAGGACAGAGAAAAACACACACGGGCGAGUUGUAGAUUGUCGAACAAUUAAUAAUAGAUGAUGGGUUCACUGAGUGGCUCGUGAUGGGGAGGCCGCCACCGGGAGCGCAAAGAUUGAGGAUGAAGAAGGCGGCACCCGCUGGCGCUCUUACUGAGUUACAAACUGAUCCUGGAUCAGUAAUGCUAGUUAUUGGAGACUGAAAUGACCCGGGGGGAAAAGAACUGAUAAAAAAGGAGAGAUGUUACAAUCAGACUCAUUUCUUACCCUGCUGAUUUGUACUGGCUCUGUACUAUGUACUAUGUUAUUGUGUUCUACGAUUGCCAAUGAUUUUUGCCACAUAACACCAGUCUUAUUGCUACUGAAGGACGAACCCGCGUAAACAAUAACGGGUGGGGUGUUUUCUGAAAUUGGUGUUGCCAAAUUCCUUCCUGACUACUUGAGACCUGUAUCUUCUCCGACAGUAAACGCAGACAGGCAGGACUUACCGGUAAGUUAUUGAAGUGUUUCUUGAACUCGUGAAAUGCAUAUGCGAUGUUUUGGUAUCAAUAGGUUGUCAUUGUGGAUGCAACUAAUCAUCACCGAGGAGUAAAAGCUACCUACUGUAUCUGUUUGCAAAUUUGUAAUGUAAAUCUAGUUACUUUGUCAAUGUUUCUGCAAUUUUAUAGCAAUAUGCUCCCGAUGCUGGAGUAACAUAAUUAAAACUUGUGUCAACUAGCAUAACAUACAUAUCUAAGACUUGAAUAAGUCAUAUUUACUGUGUCAUUCUCUGCAUGUCACAAUAGACAUACAGUACUGUAUAAAUAUGUGUAGAGAUGAUCAUACAGGAGAUUCACUAGGACACUAUGAUGUGGUUGUAUAAAACAAUGAAUAUGUUGCCUGGGUGGUGGUGGUUGGAGGGGGGGGGGGGGGGGUGUGGUAGUGUGACAGAUGGCACUUAUGCUGCAGUCCAGUCAAAUACACAGGUACAGCUCAGCGGUACAACAACUUCAUUCUCCAUGCUUACCCACAGUUGCACAUUAGUGAUUGUGCCACCUCACAGAGAAUCGAGCACUGACACCCAUCAACACAGACUGUCAGACAACAUGGUGCAACUGGUGAGACUGUGAGUAUCGAUCACCUCAAACAGAAUGCUGGAACAAUCUGCACAAAACAUGGUAUAUGCUUAGGAGAGGUUUAACUAAUGUAGUGUAAAUAGAUAUGUAAAACUGUAUUGAAAAUGUAGCAAUUAUUUCCAUUUUCAUACUUGUAAUCAAUACAUAUUAUGUAGCAUAUACUGUAUAAACAUAACUUUGGUCACUUGUUUUUCUAAAAGAAUUAAGUACUUUAUCUGCUGCAGCCAGUCCAUGCAUUAAUUAUAGUUCUACUAAUAAACAGUAAGCCCUCUGAAGACGGGCUCGGUCCAAAACUUGUUUAUUUACAUUUAUGCAAGCCUCCCUUUAAGCUGUGUUUAUUGGUUCAUUUGACUUCUUUUCUACAUUCAUUUUUAUUUGUGUACAGAUUUCAACAACUGGUCGUCUUGACAUUUAGAAUACGUUGCUGCUAUCUUGAACUACUGGUGUUGUUCAUUCAACUAACAUGGUGUUACCAUGAGAAACAUUCUUAAUAUAGUGGUUAUUGUUACAUAUUUUAUUUCUGAAAUCCACGUGAUUUGCAGUUUGUACCUUGAAGAGUGAGCCCUUCUGUAAUAGUAUUAAGGCACUUGAAUGUCUCUUGGUUGUUGUUGUUUUAUGAUAGUUAGCACCAAACUGUACAGUUACGGUACACAGUGAAAAGAAGACCUAAAUGUUCGAGAGUCACUGCUUGGCCUUUGGUUUGAGUUCCACCUGCUUGUGUUUGUGGGUUGAGUCCUUUUUAAAAACAAACACACGCCAGGUUGAAGGAAAUGGGCAAGUGCAAUGCAUGCAGAGAUUCCUUACACUCAAAAUGUUCCAAUGAUACUAUUGUGCCCAACUUAAUUUUAGAUACCAAGUAUUGACCUUACCAUGAUUCUUUUUCACAGACUGAUAUGGAAACCUAGGUAUCCUUUCCAAGAUAGUUUACAGAAGCUGUCGGUUUUGUGUGUCUACUAAAACAGUGGCCAUUAUAUGAGUGCCAUACUAUAUUGAUAUGGUAAGAUACGGUGUACCAUGGAAAUCACUGUAGUGCUAUAUUUGCAUUGAUAUUGUCAUUAAAAUAAAUUUUAUAUAAUGAACUUUA